Messenger RNA from Tripterygium wilfordii, 1743 nucleotides. Its product is annotated as reticulocalbin-2-like. NCBI's taxonomy places the organism in Eukaryota, Viridiplantae, Streptophyta, Magnoliopsida, Celastrales, Celastraceae. Gene Ontology annotation, molecular function: calcium ion binding. The record is from RefSeq and is a predicted model, not a curated record. The coding region runs from base 316 to 1437 and encodes 373 amino acids. The transcript is spliced from 8 exons. Gene Ontology annotation, cellular component: endoplasmic reticulum.
ACAAAUUUGGGUCCUUGUUCUUACCAAAAAAAAAAAAAGGGAAGAGGGAAGGAUUGAACUGAAGUAAUAUACACAAAAAAUACAUAAUUACAUGCCACCCAUAGUGGACUUGGGUCAGUAAAGGAGAUUUCCAUGUGAAUUCUACUACAAGUCGAAGGCCAAAUUGUCAACUCCACUUACGUCUCUCUCUUGGUUCGUAAAUUCAAUUGUUCGUCCAGAUCUCUCCUCCGGUCAGUCUAAACCCUGGUGCGUGUUGUGUAAGCUUCUCCUUCGCAAAAAGCUCUAUAGAUCUCCCUCACUGAUCACGAUCCUGCAAUGGGGAAGGUCUCCGUGAUCGUAUACAUAACAGUGGCGCUGCUAUUACUGCUUCUUAUCUCUCACUCCCCUAAGUCGUCCAGCCGCCGCCUCCUUCACCCCCGCCGCCUCAAAAUUCGCAACUCAUUCAACUUCACGGACCCCUCCCACCAUGAGUCCGUCGCAUUUGACCCCCUUGUUGCCGAAAUCGAGCGCCGCCGUGAAGACAAGCUGUGGGAGCGCCAGCACAUCGAACACGCUCACCCGGAACUGGCCCACGACUCAGCCCCAGCCGCCGAGUCCCAGCCCGAAUGGGAGGAGUACAUGGACGCUGAGGAUUUCUUGAAUGAUGAGGAUAAAUUCAAUGUCACUGAAAGGUUGAUCUUGCUUUUUCCGAAUAUUGAUGUCAACCCAGCUGAUGGUUAUCUGACUGAAGAUGAAUUGACUGAGUGGCACUGGAAGCAGUCUGAGAAGGAGGUCCUGCACAGGGCACAAAGAGAGAUGGAAACUCAUGAUAAAAAUCAUGAUGGGUUUAUUUCGUUCUCUGAGUAUGAGCCUCCCAGUUGGGUUCACAACUCAAAUGUGGAUUUAGGCUAUGAUAGUGGUUGGUGGACAGAAGAACAUUUCAAUGCGUCAGAUGCAGAUGGAGAUGGUCUUUUGAAUAUAACUGAGUUCAAUGACUUUUCGCAUCCAGCUGACAGCAAGAACCCGAAGUUACAUAACUGGCUGUGCAAGGAAGAAGUAAGGGAGAGAGAUUCUGACAAAGACGGUAAACUUAACUUCAAAGAAUUUUUCCAUGGGCUCUUUGACUUGGUAAGGAACUAUGAUGAAGAUGGCCACAAUGCUUCACAUGUAUCUGAUGAUUCAGUCGAGGCCCCUGCCAAAGUGUUGUUUAAGCAACUGGACGGAGACGGUGAUGGAUACUUGUCAGAUAUAGAGCUGCUUCCUGUGAUUGAAAAAAUUCAUCCAUCAGAGCGUUACUAUGCUAAACAACAUGCAACUUACAUGAUAUCACAGGCAGAUAAUGACAAAGAUGGGCGACUAACAUUGGCAGAGAUGAUUGAUAACCCAUAUGUUUUUUAUGGUGCUAUCUUCCAUGAUGACGAUGAUGAUGAUUUUGAAUACCAUGACGAGCUCCGUUAAUUUUGUUCCCAGAUACCAAGGAAACAGUGGUAGGAUUGAAACAUUCUGCUAGCAAGAAUUUAACACUGUAGAGUUACUAUUUAUCCAAUGUAUUUUUUUUUCUCUUUACCACGCUGGGCGAUGAUUCUUCACAAGAUAACCAUAUUUGGAUAAAGCUUUGGCAUCUUGUCAUGUAAUUUUGUAGCAUUAGUCACGCACAGUGGCACACAUAAUUUUUCUCCAUCGCACCACAUAUUGUGAAAAUUCAACAACUUCAGCUUAUGGGUGCUGAAUUUAACAAUUUCAGAAAUUUGAUUACAAAUCUCC